Molecule: messenger RNA, 3440 nt
Organism: Podospora pseudopauciseta
Lineage: Eukaryota; Fungi; Ascomycota; Sordariomycetes; Sordariales; Podosporaceae
Exons: 3
Coding region: 107-3244 (1045 amino acids)
Biological process (GO): TOR signaling; regulation of actin cytoskeleton organization
Cellular component (GO): TORC1 complex; TORC2 complex
Molecular function (GO): protein binding
Source: RefSeq, a predicted model, not a curated record
AACUUUAGAAGUAUCUAUUUAGCAGGUUAUUUUUUGGCAGUUGUUACUUAGCAGGCUUCUGUAACAGGCCUAAAACAACAACCAACGAACAAGCAAAGCGAGCAACAUGAACUGGCCGGAUAUCUCUCCAAAUAAUGCGACGCCGAGCAACGGGCUGGCGCCCUCCAACGGCGAGCCCCCCGCCAAACGACCACGCCUGGAACGAGAACAAACCGACAGAGAAGAUGCGCUGAAUAGGUGCCCGACGAAGCAGGUUUUCCCUCGUAUUUUCAAGUGUCUUGAUACUCUCCGAGAGCAUGGAGACAAAACUCCUCAGCUUGGCCGAGAAAAUUCUCAGAACACCUCGCUCGAGACGUCCAUACCGAAGCAGUUUGCGAGGAUCUCCCCCGGUCCUAUACAUUCAUCAUCCUCAAUUUCUCGGCCCAGAAUACCUCCGAAUAUUCUCCCAAACAUCGAAAAGCCAGACCAAGUACGAAACCCAGCGAAGGCGAGCGUGAGACAGGCUGCCCUGAUUCCGACGUCUCGCAUCCCUCCUCCGCGUAUUCCUCACCUCCCACCGGCGAGGGUGCAGGCGACCGGUCGCUCAAUAGAGGAGGCCAUUGUUAUUGAUGAUGAUUCGGGCGACGAAGCUGGGCCGGCUCCGCAGAAAUCUGCCGCGCCGUCUUUGACUCAAAGGAGGGUAUUUGCGCCAGUCUGGCGUCAUGCUGCCAGCGUGCCACCCAUCCAGUUAACGCAGCGGCGGCCCUACCUUUACUUCAAAGACCGGGCAUUUGCUGUCAGUUAUGCCCACAGCUAUUUUGACGAUUUACUUUCGAGCCCAACUGAUCCGGUCAUAUUGCAUGUGGACCUCACCGCAUCAGAAAUCCAAUCGCUGAACGACCUUGCUUCUAGAGUCUUUCCUGCCGAAUUCAAAAAGAAAAAAAGGGACGGCCAUUCUCAUCUAGCAAAGCUCUUGAAGAAUAAAAAACUUCCGGAUGCUUUGUCGAGCGUUCUAGGCGCAUGGGAAGCUGACCCUAAUCGAAGGAUGCUGUUUCCAGGCAGGGAAAAGGAGGAUCUCGAAAACUUUCUAAAGGAUCUCAAAAACAGACAACUCAACGACCGCCCUGCGUCGAUCAUCCUGCGCAAGGACGAGGCUAAUCGACAAGGGAAGUUUUUGCGGGAAAGCAAGAUUUCGUCCCUGCUAUUUGCCAGGGAAAUCAUGGGGUCUCGUGGUUAUGGGUCAAUGAGAAGGCCACAGAACUUGGACAACGAAAUUCGAAAAUGCCGCGAAGAUGAGCUGGCUCUUCGAGCCGAGUGGGCAGGCGGUGCCGGGGAUAUCAUCACGAUUGUCUGGAUAUCAGAUGAUGGCUUCAUCUGUGGGACAACCGAACACUCUGACUCCCACAACCAGCAGUACAACAAACCCGGCAACUUGGUCCUGGGCUCUUGUAGCUUGAAGACUAUCAGAGCCUAUCCCGACCAUCGAAUUGUCCGGCCGAUCGUUGAGAGGGGCGAGAAUUCAACAGAUGCUAUGAGACGGAGCCAAGAUCCUUGGCUCUACUCUUCCGUGGUGUCUUCUGCAUACGACGCCAUUCAUGACAGGGCUUACACUUCUGGUUUUGAUUGUUGUGUGAAAGUCUGGAGGGCGGAACCAUCAGGCGCUUCGAUGAGUCUGUUAGGGGAGUGGAAGCAUGAAGGCAACGUGAAUUUUGUCAUUGCCUCCAAGCACAGCUCCGGCAUGGUGGCGACUGCUGCGGAUGUUGCUGCGGGUGCAGUGAGAGUGUACAAGAUCAACGAGGAGGAUAUCUCUGGAAGCCCUUUUGGUAGGCUUUAUUGCUCCCGCGUUACGGACGAGAGAGGAAACUUAGUACCGACGGAAAAAUGGGCAUACUAUCCGGCAACUAUGCAAUGGGGUAUUUGCGAGGAGGUUCAGCAUUUGCUCCUGGUUGGGUAUUCUCCGCGUAGUCGAACCGGAGAUGACCUCGACAUCCCCGAGGACCGGAAAAACUCGGGCGAGCUUUGUUUGUGGGAUGGCCUUACGGGCAAAAGGCUCAACAUCUUAUCAGCGGAGAAGUCCAACAUCUUUGAGGUGCUAUGGCAUCCAAGCCAAGCAUCUUUCAUUGCAGCCACGUCGCCCUCGGGCUUGGAUCUGGAGCCCAAGACGAAGACACAAAUUCGAAUUUUUCGGCCCACCGAUCCCGCUGAAGAUGGGACCGCCCAAUUCUCAGCUAUCAAGGUGCUGGACUGCCCGGCUCUGGAUAUCAAUGAGCUGACGAUUAUGCCAAAUAGCCCAGCCUAUUGUUACGUCACCGCUGGGUGCACCAACGGCAAGGUGUACGUUUGGGAUACUGCUCCCGGCCGUGGUCUCGUUCACUUACUAGAGCAUGGCCAGCCAAUCGAUGAGUGUGAGGGUGAUCGGGAGAAAUACGAUGUGGGCGUGAAGUUCACGGCUUGGGGCACUUCACCUGACCGCUUCUACACCGGCUCGUCGGAUGGUGUGGUCAAAGUGUGGGACAUAAGGUCUUUCGAUAAACCACUUGUGAGAUUACUGCUUGAAGCACCAGCGCCUAUAGCUUGCGGCGUAUUUUCUCCAGACAAGUCAAGACUGGUCGUUGGCGACGCAAGUGGUCGAGUGUUUGUCCUAUCAGUCUACGAGGAGGACGAUAACCCGAAACCGAAAGACAAAAUCAAACUGCCCAACGGCAUGAUGCGGGAAGUUGAACGCCCGCAUCAAAUAAUUCCUCACCCAGAGCCCGAGCCCCCGGCUCAGGAUGCCGAAGGUCGGGCGCUCCCGCCGCCCGAGGUUGAGACGCCCUGGGCAAUCGCCAGGGCUUAUCUGGCGUCGGGACAGCUAAUUAUGCACCCUAAGCGUACUAUUGGGGCGGUGCAAGGCCCAAACUACUCGUCCACGGGGUUGUUCUGCGCUGAGGCACAUUUGAAUGGCGACCCCAACGCGCCGUUGUUGGGACAAUGGCUCUGCAAUCAACAAGAAGAGAAGGCGACAUCCCGUGGGAGCUCAUCUAGGAUACACCACCUGUCCCUGAAGCCGAUCAGGGAGCAGCCGGGGCUUGGAGAGGUGCAUCUUCGGAAUAUGAGCAGGGAUGUUCUUAACUUGAACUCUUUGCCUGAGCAUACCAAGCGGGAGUUGGAGCGGGAGGUGGAUUUUGAGUUGCUGGGAGAGUACACCUUGCCGUAUGAGGAGCUGCCUAAGAUGGAAGAGGGAGAUGGGGAUGAAGAUGAAGACGAGGAUAUGGACGAGCUUUAGAUUUAGAUUUAGACGGGACGGUUCUGUUUUUGGGGGCAUUUGCAUUUGUUGUUAAUUUUGGGAGCAAGCAAGCAUUUGGUUAUUAUGGAGUGAGAAGGGACGGGAGUCAAGAAGAUGGUGUAGCAGGGAUGGGUAUAAUUGUGUAGAGAAGUUGGGGUAAAUGUAUGCAAUGCAAUAUUAAAUACUUAUUGAUACA